This is a messenger RNA of Pelagomonas calceolata, 1429 nucleotides long. NCBI's taxonomy places the organism in Eukaryota, Pelagophyceae, Pelagomonadales, Pelagomonadaceae. The record is from the annotation of a GenBank genome assembly.
GCGCGCAUAGUCGCAAAGCGCCUCCAAACGCCGCGAUUACAAUGCGACUGCGCACACGACUUCGCCGCGGCGCGCCUCAUUGCUGCGGCGCUCGCGGUCAGCGCUUUGAUCCCACAAAUGCUUGCUCCCCCAGCGCCAAAACAAGCCGCAGUCAAAGAAGGCUGGACAAGAAUCGGCGCGCAACCGCAAAAAUCUCACGCCGCCGCGCUCAUGUCCGACACGCCAGCCACGUUUGCACUCCUCCUUGGCCUUUUCGCCUUCUUCGCCGUCAUACGAGUGAAGCGCUGGACGGGCGACACCGUCGGCGCGUCCGCCGAGUCCAUCGAAGGCCGCCAGUACUGGCGGCUCCUCACGUCGAACCUCGCGCACGUCGACGCGACGCAUUUUGUGUUUAAUCUAUCUACGGCAUACUCGUUGGGGGGCGCCUUGGAACGAAGGCACGGCUCCGCGGCGCUUUUAUGGAGCACUGCAGCACUCGUCGUGUUCGUCGGACUCGUGGCCGCCAGCCUGACGCGGCACGCCGGCGGCGCGGUAGGGGCCUGGCACCUGGGCUUCUCGGGAGUGCUGUUCGCGUGGAUCGUCGAUGCUGCGCUAGCUGCACCACAAUUCUGCCCCGUCGCGGACUGGUGCUUCUCGACGGUACGCUGGGGACCUCUCGCAUUUAACGCCGGUCCACUUGUAUACGCCCUCGGCCUCCAGCUCGUCGCGUCGGUGCUGUCUAUCCCCCUCUCGCUGGCAGGCCACGUCGCCGGCGUCGUCUGCGGCGCGCCCUUCGCCGCGGGACUGCUCGACGGCGUCGCGGCGCCGGCCCUCGCGUUGGGAGUGCUUGCCUGCGUCGACUCCGCGCGCCAUUGCCGACGCCCAGGUCCCCGCAUCGCCUUGGUCGUCGCGGCGCUCGCGACUUUUCUACACGUGGAAUCUUACCUCGCCGUCGCCGCGGCCGCGGCAAGCGUUGCGGCGUCACUGUCGCGCGAAUGGUGUGCCCUCGGCCUCGCCUGUGGCGCGGCCUGCGUGGUGCUGACCUGUGCAUAAAUCAACCAGUGAGUUCGAAGGCGCCGAUGUUUUGAUUUAUGCACAGGUGCCGACGCUCGGACCCAUCCAGGCCGGUGCCGGCCUCGUCGCCGCGCUCGCCGCCGACUGCGCCACCGAUCCGAUCUCGUUCCUUCUCGCCGGCGCCGCCGCGGCCCUCACGGCCAUGACCUGGGCCACUCGGCUCGGAUCGCUCGCCGGCGCCGCGUUGCUCGCCGGGGUGUCGUGCUCCGCCACUGCCGCGUGCGUCGCGGCCUGGCUCGCCGAGGACCUCCGCGCCGCCGCGGACGCGUCGACGCCCGGCUGGGCCGCGGUGAAGCGGUUCCUCGGGCCCCCCGACGGAGAAGUCGUGCUCCGCGACGGGCGCAUCGUGAAGCGCGCCGCUGUUGUUGAUGUGUAA